ACUGUUAGUUGACGAAAGCGUACACGUGCAGUUGCAUACAGAAUGGAUUGUAGCGUUAGACCGAGUGGCGACCGCUGGUAGCACGCGAAAAUGGACAGAUCGCGACCACCUCCUAUGGCGGAUAGAGGGCAGCUACUACCACCACCAGAACAGGAAUUAGCAACUAAAGUUCUUCAGAUACAGUCUAAAAGAUUUUAUCUUGAUGUCAAACAGAACAGAAGGGGACGAUUUAUUAAAGUAGCAGAGGUGGGACCAGCAGGAAGAAAAAGCCGUUUAUUAUUAGCAAUGUCCACAGCUUUGGAGUUGAGAGACCAUCUUACAGCUUUUAGUGAAAUAUAUGCUUCUUUAGGUCCACCUAAUCCUGACAAUUUACCAGAAGAUGGAAAACUAAGAAGUGAGCUAAUGGUCAAAGAAAAUAGACGGUACUAUCUUGAUCUAAAAGAGAAUUCACGUGGACGGUUUUUACGGAUAUCUCAAACAAUUACACAAGGUGGUCCACGCUCUCAGAUUGCUAUACCAGCACAAGGAAUGAUAGAAUUUCGUGAUAACCUUACUGACUUGUUAGAAGAGUUUGGCACUGAUGAUGGUACAUCAUUUGGGUUUAAAGGAGACCUCCCAGAGGCUCGUCACAUUCGGGUAGAGAACAAGAAUUUUUAUUUUGAUGUUGGCCAAAAUAUCAGAGGAAUAUACAUGCGUGUAUCAGAGGUGAAAAGUAAUUUUAGAACUGCCAUCACCAUUCCAGAAAAAUCAUGGUCCCGCUUUCGAGACAUAUUUGCUGAAUACAUUGACAAAAUGAAAGAUCUUACAGAGCCACCUAGUGAGGGUGGAAAGUAGGGUUGAUCAAGAACAGAGCAAUGACUCUCUCCAACCUGUAUGCUUGGGUCAGUUGUCUUCUCAUACUGACUAUCGUAAAAGUGGGAUUCUCUGUUAUUUGUGCAUGCGAUGGGGAAGGAAGUGGCCUGGUGUCAAUAGUUUCUUUGGGAAGGAACUGCUGACAUCAUCAGUUUUCUACCUAAUGCAGCUCCAUUGCACUGUAGGAAGAGUGGCUGGUUGAUCUUGCUUUUUUGCAGUAGUGUGCAGAUUGUCUUCUAUUUGUUGUGUAUCCAAGAUGGAGUUUCUUAUCACCUUCCUUACAACCAAGGGGGAGGAGGAAUUUGUUGCUGCAUAAAAUAUGGUGAAAGGUGUACAUUUGACUGAAUAAUAAACUUUUGAUGUUAAUAUUAUAAUUGUUUUGUAUAAACUUUUGCCAGAACUACAAGCAAGUCAUCUCCCACUCCAGUUUUUAAUCCUACAGAAUGCUGCAGUUGUAGUGCAGGUUUCUCAAUAAAAAGUUUUGUUGGGUUUUUGAGGGUAUUUCCAGUCUCCACCAGUAGCACAUUCAGCUUAAACAUAAGAUUAAGUUAUUGAGGGUAUUUCUGGUUUAAACCCAGAGCACAUCCAGUUAGAUUGAUUACACGUAAGUUCAUGUUUGUCAAAAGUAUGCUCCUUUAUUAAAUAAAGGUAUUUCUGAAUUC
This is a messenger RNA of Limulus polyphemus (Atlantic horseshoe crab), 1514 nucleotides long. RefSeq names its product transcriptional activator protein Pur-beta-like. The transcript is spliced from 7 exons. Gene Ontology annotation, cellular component: nucleus. The record is from RefSeq and is a predicted model, not a curated record. Bases 91 to 834 code for a protein of 247 amino acids. Gene Ontology annotation, biological process: regulation of transcription by RNA polymerase II. Gene Ontology annotation, molecular function: purine-rich negative regulatory element binding; DNA-binding transcription factor activity, RNA polymerase II-specific; RNA polymerase II transcription regulatory region sequence-specific DNA binding. NCBI's taxonomy places the organism in Eukaryota, Metazoa, Arthropoda, Merostomata, Xiphosura, Limulidae.